Messenger RNA from Synchiropus splendidus (mandarinfish), 2147 nucleotides. RefSeq names its product calcium binding protein 39-like (gene cab39l). Bases 209 to 1210 code for a protein of 333 amino acids. Lineage: Eukaryota; Metazoa; Chordata; Actinopteri; Syngnathiformes; Callionymidae. The transcript is spliced from 9 exons. The record is from RefSeq and is a predicted model, not a curated record. Gene Ontology annotation, biological process: intracellular signal transduction. Gene Ontology annotation, molecular function: protein serine/threonine kinase activator activity.
ACAGGAGCUUGGAAAGCAACCAGAUGGAAUUCUGCACUGCCUUCCCAACAGAUUCCUCACAUUUUAAAUUGUAUCGCCAAUAUUUUUAGCGCUCUGUUGUGUUCAGUGGCAGCCGUGGCGUGACUGGAGAGGCUCGGCCGCUGUGAAUCGGGACACAAGCGUUUGACUAGCGAACCUCUUCCCUGCUCAUUCCUCGAGCGAGUCCAUCAUGCCGCUGUUCGGGAAAUCUCACAAGAGUCCGGUGGACCUGGUCAAGACGCUGAAGGACAACCUGAACAUCCUGAUCAAGCAGAAGAAGACAGACAAGGCGUCGGAUGAAGUGUCCAAGUGUCUGGUGUCCAUGAAGGAGAUCCUGUAUGGCAUCAAUGACAAAGAGCCCCACACGGAGACGGUGGCCCAGCUGGCUCAGGAGCUCUACAACAGCGGGCUGCUCAUCAUGCUCGUGGAGAACCUGCACCUCAUCGACUUCGAGGCCAAGAAGGACGUGGGUCACAUCUUCAACAACAUCCUGAGGCGGCAGAUCGGGACCAGGUGCCCCACCGUGGAGUACCUGUGCUCCCACCAGGAGGUCAUCUUCACGCUGCUGAAAGGGUACGACACGCCUCAGGUGGCUCUGAACUGCGGCCUGAUGCUGAGGGAGUGUAUCCGCCACGAGCCGCUGGCCAAGAUGAUCCUGCAGUCGGAUCGCUUCUACAGCUUCUUCCAUUACGUGGAGAUGUCCACCUUCGACAUUGCCUCCGACGCCUUCGCCACCUUCAAGGACCUCCUGACGAGACACAAGGUCCUUGUGGCGGAUUUCCUGGAGAAAAACUACGACGAAGUGUUUGCUGAGUACGAGAAGCUGCUGCACUCGGAGAACUACGUCACCAGGAGACAGUCUCUCAAGCUGCUGGGCGAGCUUUUGCUGGACCGGAACAACUUCACUGUCAUGACGCGCUACAUCAGCAAACCUGAAAAUCUCAAGCUCAUGAUGAACCUGCUCAGAGACAAAAGUCCCAACAUCCAGUUUGAAGCCUUCCACGUCUUCAAGGUGUUUGUGGCCAACCCCAACAAGACGCAGCCCAUCAGCGACAUCCUGCUCAAGAACCAGACCAAACUCAUCGAGUUCCUCAGCAACUUCCAGAAGGACCGAACCGACGACGAGCAGUUCAACGACGAGAAGACCUAUCUAAUCAAACAGAUCCGGGAUCUGAAGAAACCCGCCUCCUAGAGUCGCCCGCCAAAAUUUCUAAUCCACAAAAAAAAGAAACAUUAACAAGGACAGUUCCACUAUUUAAGAUGUUUUUUUUUAUUCAUUUAAGAAGUUCACACACUGAUCCUUUUGGAAGUAUAUAUUUUUAUUUUUUUAUCAGUUGCACGCAAAUGAGGUUUGAAUUGAAAAAUGAAGUAGCUGCAAAGACGUGUGAUUCUCAGUCGCUGCUGAAUCUAAGAUCAGAGAAAGCUGCCUUUACACUUUUGGUCAUAUUAAAUUGAAAUUCAAAAAGUUUUGAAUACUUUCAGUCCUGAUGAAUGAAAUACAUGUCCGCUUUUUUUCUAAAGCUUUCAGGGUUGAGUAAAACUAAGCUGGUUGAUUAAAAAAAAACUUGUGGGUGAAUCAUUGAAGCAGCUGUUGAAGGCUAGCGCCUCCUGUUGGCUGAAGCACUUUGAGCGGUUGGCGUUCAACUCCUGUACAGCUGCUGUUUUGAUUUCUUUGACUUCUGAUGUGCGAACCUGCCAGGUGGAGAAGUGCCAUUUCCUGUGAUGUUUUUUUUCUUCUUUUUUUUUUUACUUAUCGUUUUAGGGUGAGCUUAAUUAUUCUGUUUUGAAAGUGAUUUUUGGACAGUGAUUGAGCGGUGAACCUUUGCCAUGUUUUGAGUUUGUACACAGCGCGUUUUCCAUUCAUCCAUGUUGGGAAUAAUACGCAGAUCUGAUCAUCCAACACGGUCGGGUCUCAUGAAAUUUGGCCCAAUGGUUUUUUUUUGAGAAAACAAGUGAAAAACGUUCAGAAGUCAGACAUGUGGUUUGAGAAAUCCUAACCUUUUGAGACUGCAUUUCUUGACUGUGGUGGAUAAACCGUUUCAAUUUGAUGACAGUUGUUAAACUCUAAAAAUGUGACUUUGUAGUAGUUCUACUUCAAAAAAUAAAAGUGGUCAAGUCUGGCAAAAAUA